GGACCCGGAGGACCUCCUGGAGGCGGACCACCACCAAUGGGACGCGGACCAAAACGAAACAAAGCUCGUUCAAAUCGGAAAGGCACCUUUGACCCUACCGAUACGAAGAAUGUCGAACACCACCAGAUAGGCGUAUGGGAUCUCUACGUGCAGAAGGAGCCGAAGCUGCAAUAUGUGCCAGGCGCGCCGGUAUUGGAGGAGUGGGCUCAGAUGUUCCAGGAUUUGCCGUACCUUUGGAGGACGAUUCAGGACGUGGGCAGGGCGGAUUGUUGGACUUUGUUGAUCCUUUAUGGGUUCAUCAUUCUUGGGCAGAGUUUGAUGCCAGCCGUGACGCUUUGGUUCUCGGGCCAGCUUCUCAAAAUCGUCCAAACCGCCGUUGACUCCCGCCAAGUCGACAAAAACCUCCUCUUCCGUGUCGCCGCAGGUCGCAUCCUCUGCACUGUCCUCACCCGUCUCCUACACCACUUCGGCUGGCGCAUAUCCACCACUCUCAAUGGCCACAUCAAACGGUUCUAUUCUGUCCAUAUCUUCAAAUCCAUGAUCCGGCUAGACGUACCCACCUCCGAGGACCCCAACGUUGCUCGUCAAAUCGAUGCGAUAGUGCCGACGGAUAGGUAUAGUGUACCGUGGAGCGCGUUGAGUAGUAUGUCGACGCUGUUGGGGACGAUCGUGAAGCUUGUUGGUCAGGCCGCGGUGCUGGCGGGUGUGUUGAGGAACCAGAGGGAUGGCCCGCUAUUGGCGGUGUUAUCUUUGAGUGAGCAUCUCUUCUGGUGGGCAAAGGGAGGGGCACACAUCGGUGGAUCGUCAGGUGUAUGGGCCGCAACUACUUUCGACGAGGACUUUAUGCGGAUGGAGGCUAUGAAACGCCUUGUGAGUAAUGAGACACACCGCAAGGAGAUCGUCGCUGGCAACUUCUCCGAAUAUCUCACGAACCAGUAUCGCGAACUAACGGUUAAACUUGGUAAUCGCGCAGGCGAUUUCUGGAGCCUCUACAAUGACUGGAAAUCACAGUCACUGUUCUCCCUUCUUAGUGGACCAAUCGACGAGUUACCCCAGAUCGUGUUCACACUUCGAGCUGUCCAAUAUCCUUCCUCAAUCCCAGUCUCCCUCGCCUCCCUCAACCUAAUCCAACAAACCGCCCAAAGUUUCUCCCAUACCAUCUCGUGGUUCGUGAGAGAGGUGGGGUCGGUGAGCGAGAGGCUCGCGAACCUGCGAAGACUUUACGAGGCAGAGAAUAUCCAAAAUAGGAUAGAAGACGGAACUGUUCCGUAUCCUGAAGACGAGCAGAGCGUGAAGAGUGGGAUCGCUCUGGAGUUCAGAGAUGUCUCAUUCAAGUACCCAGGCAGUCCAGUAUACGCCGUCCGCAAUGUCUCGUUCAAGAUCGAACGUGGUCAGCUCUGUGUCAUUGUUGGAACCAAUGGUUCUGGUAAAAGUACCAUUCUGAAGCUCAUCUCCCGAGUCUACGACGCCACCGAAGGUGAAAUCCUCAUCGACGAAAAAGACAUCAAGACCCUCAAAUUGGUCGAUCUCAGAAGAGCAAUGGCACUCCUCUUCCAAGAUUAUACUCACUUCCCUCUCUCUAUCAGAGAAAACAUAGCUCUCGGAGACCCAGACAACGCCCAAGACGACGAACGUAUCCGUCUCGCCGCACGCCUCGGCGGUGCCGAAGAAAUCAUCGAUCGUCUCCCCCAAGGUUUCGAUACCUACCUCGAACGACCCGUCCGCGACAUCUAUUCCGGUCUUCCCGAGGGAACCAAGACCCUCUUUGGCCGAUCCGUUGAUUUUGGCAAUAUCAGGGGGAACAUGGGAGGCGGAGACGGUGGGGGAGAGGCGCCGAAUAAGGUCAGUUUGAGCGGAGGACAGAUGCAGAGGCUGGCGGUAGCGAGAACGUUCAUGAGGAGCAGUUCGGAGGAGCAAAAAGUUGGGUUGUUGUUGUUUGAUGAACCGAGUGCGAGUUUAGAUCCCACGGCAGAGCAUGACCUUUUUGCCCGUCUACGAGAAUUGCGCGGAAACAAGACGAUGGUGUUUUCCACUCAUCGUUUUGGAAACCUCACGCGCCAUGCGGACCUCAUCCUGUACAUGAACGACUCCGUCAUCGUAGAGACGGGUACUCACGAUGGGCUGCUGAAGCACGGCGGGGAAUACGCUAGGCUAUGGAGACUACAGGCACAAGCAUUCCUCGGCGAAUGAUGUACUUGAUCUUUGGUUGUUCUCCUACGACUUCACGUGAUUACGACUAUUCACGCGCAUACACGAACUCGUUUACGGACUACAGUACGGAGCGAUGAAUAUGUGACGUAUAGCGAC
Messenger RNA from Stereum hirsutum FP-91666 SS1, 2307 nucleotides. RefSeq names its product HlyB/MsbA family ABC transporter. Gene Ontology annotation, cellular component: membrane. NCBI's taxonomy places the organism in Eukaryota, Fungi, Basidiomycota, Agaricomycetes, Russulales, Stereaceae. The transcript is spliced from 11 exons. The coding region runs from base 37 to 2190 and encodes 717 amino acids. The record is from RefSeq and is a predicted model, not a curated record. Gene Ontology annotation, molecular function: ABC-type oligopeptide transporter activity; ATP binding; ATP hydrolysis activity.